GAGGGAGGAAUCCCCGAAGGCCGCUGUCCGUGCACAAAUUUAGAUUUGCUUGCGGAGUUUCAAAGGAAGCGCGCCAAAGUGCUGGGGAAAAGGGGAUUCGUGUUCCCGGAGUAGGUCAAAUGAGUCGUUUGCAGCGGUGACGCAGACUGGUCGGCCAGGACGCCAACGCCCCGGCGGGGCCCUCCGAAGCCGCCGACGCAUGCGAGGCCUCCUCGCGGGGGCGCCCGAGCCGCCCCCGCCAGCCGCACCUCCCCGCCGCGCCGCCGGAAGUGCUCUCCCGACCAGCCGCGCCACGCCGCGGGAAGAUGGCGCAGGAGGCGGGCGACAUGGAAGACGGGCAGCUCUCCGACUCGGAUUCCGACAUGACGGUGGCACCCAGCGACAGGCCGCUGCACCUGCCGAAAGCCCUGGGUGGUGACAGCGCAGUGAAGCCCUUCCAGGGUACUGCAACUGCAUGUGCCCCAGUGUCCCAUUAUCGGACUGUUCAAAGUGUGGAUUCAAGUGAAGAGAGCUUUUCCGAUUCGGAUGAUGACAGCUCUCUUUGGAAACGCAAGAGACAGAAAUGUUUUAAUGCUCCCCCCAAAGCAGAGUCUUUUCCCUUUGGCCAGAGCAGCCAGAAACCACCGGCAGUUGGAGGAAAGAAGGUCAACAACAUCUGGGGUGCUGUGCUUCAAGAGCAGAACCAAGAUGCGGUGGCCACUGAACUUGGAAUCUUGGGAAUGGAGGGCACCAUUGACAAAAGCAGACAGUCAGAGACCUACAAUUACUUGCUUGCUAAAAAACUUAAGAGGGAGUCUCAAGAACAUACAAAAGAAUUAGACAAAGAGCUAGAUGAAUAUAUGCACAGUGGCAAAAAAACGGGAUCCAGAGAAGAGGAAAACGGGCAAGGUCCCCUCAAACGGAAACGACCUGUCAAGGACAGACUAGGGGACAGACUAGAAAUGAACUAUAAAGGCCGCUAUGAGAUCACAGAGGACGAUUCUCAAGAGAAGGUGGCUGAUGAAAUUUCUUUCAGGUUACAGGAACCAAAGAAAGAUCUAAUAGCCCGAGUAGUGGGGAUAAUUGGGAACAAAAAGGCAAUUGAACUUUUGAUGGAAACUGCUGAAGUAGAGCAAAAUGGUGGCCUUUUUAUAAUGAAUGGUAGUCGAAGAAGAACACCAGGUGGAGUAUUCCUGAAUCUCCUGAAAAACACUCCUAGUAUUAGUGAGGAACAAAUUAAGGACAUUUUCUACAUUGAAAAUCAAAAGGAAUAUGAAAAUAAAAAAGCUGCUAGGAAGAGGAGGACACAAGUGUUGGGGAAAAAGAUGAAACAAGCUAUUAAAAGUCUAAAUUUUCAAGAAGAUGAUGACACAUCACGAGAAACUUUUGCAAGUGACACAAACGAGGCCCUGGCCUCUCUCGAUGAAGUACAGGAAGGGCAUGGAGAGACCAAGCUGGAUGCAGAGGAAGCCAUUGAGGUUGACCACUCUCAUGACUUGGACAUCUUUUAGUACAUUUUAAGGAAUGAGCCUUUCUAAAAUAAUGUUGUAAAAACCAUUUCUACUGAGAUUGCUUUGUUUUACUUUGCACUGGUAAACAUGAAAAUCUGGAAAGAGCUUUUCUUGUUUUAAGUAAAAUUGAACAUGUAGGGAGAUGAAGAUAAUCAGUAGAAACAUUAAAAAUUUUCUGAUGACUGACAAAAUAUCUGAAACUGGAUAGCAGAGGAUUUAAUUUAUCAGUGUGUUGCAUGUACAAGUUAUUACUAGUUGAUAAUCAGUUUUGUCCACUAUAACAUGCCACCCAGAAAUGUGUUUUCUUUUUCUGGUUUAUCUUUGCAGUGAAUUAUGAUGGGCUUCAAAACAUUCCAUUAAAAGAUCUUAAUAAGACAUAAAUUGUUAAGGUAUUACAGAUGCAUUCAAAUUAUUUCUGUGUUCUAAGAACAUUGAGGCAAUUUUAAGGAUAGAUACUAAAACUAAUAUAAGUUUAUACUGAUAGCUCUUCCCACUUCUUUGUCCGGAAGUAAGUAAACAUCAGAAGCUUUUCAAAGAGGUGUUGGUCCUUAACUUGAGUUUUUGACUUUUUAUUAAAGACUAACUUGAUUGUAUGCUAAGUACUGAAUGUGGUCCAUACCUGUAUGAUUACCAUGGACAUUUAAAAAAUUCUCAGUGGUGGUCUGCCUAAGACAAGAGUUACAUUACAUUAAGGAAGUGAGGUAUUAAAAAUGUCACAUCUUCAAUGAAGUUUCAAGUUACUCAUUUUUAUUGAAGGAAAUAAAGGUAGUUUACUUAAGAUGUUCUGGGAAUUGACCAUAGUUCAUAAAAAAAAUAUGUAGGAAGCAGUUAUAAACUAUUCUUUAACACAACAUGCUUGAAGUAUUUCAGGACUAGUCACUGAAGUUGUAUCUAAGGUUCCAAGUAGGAAAAUGGUUAUUCAUUGCUUUUUAUUCGUAAAGAAUGCAAAAAUAAAAUUAGAUUUUUGGCAGUCCUUAA
Manis pentadactyla (Chinese pangolin) is the source of this 2468-nucleotide messenger RNA. RefSeq names its product phosphorylated adaptor for RNA export (gene PHAX). Gene Ontology annotation, cellular component: nucleus. NCBI's taxonomy places the organism in Eukaryota, Metazoa, Chordata, Mammalia, Pholidota, Manidae. Bases 306 to 1490 code for a protein of 394 amino acids. Gene Ontology annotation, biological process: snRNA export from nucleus. The transcript has 5 exons. The record is from RefSeq and is a predicted model, not a curated record.